Molecule: messenger RNA, 1008 nt
Organism: Nezara viridula (southern green stink bug)
Lineage: Eukaryota; Metazoa; Arthropoda; Insecta; Hemiptera; Pentatomidae
Source: the annotation of a GenBank genome assembly
AGGAUGUCUGAACUUGAAAAUAUGAUCUGUGGCUUGCAAUCUGACUUAGAUCAAAAGCAUUGUGUAAUCCAAUCUCUCCAAAUAGAAAAUGAGCAACUGCAGGUUGGAACCAUUGAUACUAAUAGAAGAUCUGAAGAAAUCAGUAAUCAGUUAAAUGUUCUUAAAGCAGAGCUUAAAGAAAAAAAUGCUCUUUUGGACAAAUUUAAUAGUAUGGCUUACACUCCUGCUGAGGAAACUAGGAUUGAUCUGUUAAACGAAGCGAGAGUUGAUGAGGCAUUGAAAAAUGUUAAGUGGCUAGAAGGAAAGUUAGAAGAAAAAGAGUGUCUUCUGAACAAAAUAACCGAAGAGCAGAAUGCACUGCAGAAUGAAAAUCAACAGAUGAAGCUUGAACUGUGUACACAAAGUAAAAGGGUUGAUGAACUAAAUAAGGAAAUAGAAUGCUUCAAAACUCUACUAGAAGAAAAUGAACAAGAAUCACAGAACAAAGAGUGUAAAAUUAGAUGUGAACUGGAAGAGGCAAAUUAUGCUUUAAACGUUGAUCAUCAAAGAUUGAAAGAAUAUGAAGAACAAAUUAAUUUUCUUGAUACUGCUUUUAUUUUUUAGCAAGAUUCUUCUGGUGAUGAAUUAAAAAGUUUAGAAUUAUUCCGAUGUCGAAUACAAUUUUUGCAAAAAGAGAUAGAACAUAAAAAUUUUGAUAUUGAAAGGCAUCAGAAUCAAGAAGAAUCAUUAAAAUGUGAACUAUCGCAGUUGAGGCAGUAUACAAAUGAAAUGGAAAGACAAUGGAAAGAAAAAGCUUCUUAUUUGGGUUGUGAAAUAGAAAAAAAAAAUACCUUAUUGCAAAAGUAUGAAAAACAAUUAAGCAACAUGAAAUUUCUUGCAGUUCAUGAUCAGAAACUUAGAGGGAUUAACAAGAGAAAAAAAAUGUGUGGAAGACAUUCGUGAAGAUUGCUUUAACUUUAAUGUUCACUCGACUCAGUAACAAUUCAAUAAAUGAUAAAACAUUACUAA